GGUGUCACACCAUGAUACAGUUCCAGGUAUUAUUAGUGCUUCUGCUUGUUUAUAACAUGGUGGCUUGUCAACAAAAUACUCUCAAAACUAUUGAAGAAAGAAGACGUGAGUUUCUAGAGAGCCUUGGUAGGAAACUGACCGUCGAGAAUAACAAAACUUUGGAAACAGAUUUGACUGAAAAGGAUUCUCCAGAGCAGCCGAGAACUCCUAGGCAGCGGGAUUUCUUAGAUAUUUUGGAGGAUUCGGAGGAUACUUUUGAAUUCGAAGGAUCCAGAGAACCUCCGAGAGUAUUUAGCACUGGACAAGACCCCUUUGUAAACCUUCCAGAUCCGUUCGAACCAAUUGAUUCACUCACUCAGCUUCUCAGUGCUAGGGAGCGGAAUACAGCCAUCGGAGGAAUUCUCACCCAGUUCGAUCAGUUCGGAACUAAAACUUUAUUAGGUCGAAGUGUAUUUGGGUUGGAUGAGUCAGGAGGAAACGUUGUUCAAGUCUUAGAAUCAUCAUCUCAGUUCUCUGUAUUUAUCAAAACACUGAUCAAUACAGGUCUAUAUGAAGGAUUAAAGGAAUCUGGACCUUUCACAGUUUUUGCAGUUUCUAACUCUGCAUUCAGUCAGUAUAGCAGGAAUACUUUAAAGGCACUUUUCGAUUCUAAAACAGAGUUAAGACGAGUUCUGUUGAGACAUGUAUCCCGGCAACGUAUAUCCAGUCUAUCAAUACCUAGUGGUGUAUCUCAAAUAGAUAUGGCGGACAGAAAGAAGGUAACUAUAGGAUCCCUGGGAGGUAGAAUAGCCCUGUAUUCUUGUAACGGUGCAGCACAGGUUGUGGAAAUGGAUCAUUUUACAUCAAACGGAAUAAUUCAUAUUGUGGACGAUAUAUUGUAACUAAACAACGUAUAACAUUGCAUAGAUAUAUUUACUUUUGUUUACAUUUUAAUAAAUCUAUGAAGCUAAAA
Eurytemora carolleeae is the source of this 952-nucleotide messenger RNA. Its product is annotated as periostin. The record is from RefSeq and is a predicted model, not a curated record. The coding region runs from base 12 to 881 and encodes 289 amino acids. The transcript is spliced from 12 exons. Lineage: Eukaryota; Metazoa; Arthropoda; Copepoda; Calanoida; Temoridae.